Eruca vesicaria subsp. sativa (arugula) is the source of this 1308-nucleotide messenger RNA. Lineage: Eukaryota; Viridiplantae; Streptophyta; Magnoliopsida; Brassicales; Brassicaceae. The record is from the annotation of a GenBank genome assembly.
AUUGCUUCCUCUUCCUCUUCCUCUUUUCUAAACAAAUUCCCCGUAUGGGUCUCACCACUUCCUCUCUUAUAUAUUCUUGAGAUAACUAUGAAGAAGCCAUCUCAAGUCAGAUCCAAUCAUACCCUUUUCUUCUUUCUCUGAUCAAACAAACACAACCAAACGACGAUCCAGCUUCUGUAAUAGCAAGGCAGAAGAAGAGCAAUGGCGAUGUUAGUUGACCCACCAAACGGGAUAAAACAACAAGGGAAACAUUACUACUCCAUGUGGCAAACUCUGUUCGAAAUCGACACUAAGUAUGUUCCCAUCAAACCCAUUGGACGAGGAGCUUACGGUGUGGUCUGUUCUUCGGUUAAUCGUGAGACCAACGAGAGAGUCGCUAUCAAAAAGAUUCACAAUGUGUUUGAGAAUCGAGUUGAUGCUUUGAGGACGUUGAGAGAACUCAAACUUCUUAGGCAUGUGAGGCAUGAGAAUGUGAUCGCGCUUAAAGAUGUUAUGUUGCCCUCUGUUAGAUCAAGUUUCAAAGAUGUUUAUUUGGUCUAUGAGCUCAUGGAUACUGAUCUUCAUCAGAUCAUCAAAUCCUCUCAGUCUCUUUCUGAUGAUCACUGCAAGUACUUCUUGUUUCAGCUGUUAAGAGGGUUGAAGUAUCUUCACUCUGCAAACAUCCUGCACCGAGACUUGAAGCCAGGGAACCUCUUGGUGAACGCUAACUGCGACCUAAAGAUUUGUGACUUUGGGUUAGCAAGAACUAGCCAAGGCAAUGAGCAGUUCAUGACAGAGUAUGUUGUCACACGUUGGUACAGAGCACCUGAGCUACUUCUCUGUUGUGACAACUACGGAACCUCCAUUGAUAUCUGGUCAGUUGGAUGCAUAUUCGCGGAGAUUCUUGGUCGGAAACCGAUUUUCCAGGGGACUGAAUGUCUCAACCAGCUUAAGCUGAUCAUCAAUGUUGUUGGUAGCCAGCAAGAAUCUGAUAUUCGAUUUAUCGAUAACCCGAAAGCUCGAAGGUUCAUCAAGUCUCUUCCUUUCUCGAGGGGUACACAUCUCUCUAAUCUUUACCCACAAGCAAAUCCUUUAGCUAUAGAUUUGCUGCAGAGGAUGCUUGUGUUUGAUCCAACCAAGAGAAUCUCUGUAACGGAUGCACUCUUGCACCCGUACAUGGCGGGUCUGUUUGAUCCUGGAUCUAAUCCACCUGCUCGUGUCCCUAUCGCUCUGGACAUAGAUGAGAACAUGGAGGAACGAAUGAUCAGGGAGAUGAUGUGGGAUGAGAUGCUUUACUACCACCCUGAAGCUGAAACUGCAAAUGUGUAG